This is a messenger RNA of Engraulis encrasicolus (European anchovy), 1181 nucleotides long. It is a transcript of the gene il17d, whose product is annotated as interleukin 17d. The record is from RefSeq and is a predicted model, not a curated record. NCBI's taxonomy places the organism in Eukaryota, Metazoa, Chordata, Actinopteri, Clupeiformes, Engraulidae. The transcript is spliced from 2 exons. Gene Ontology annotation, molecular function: cytokine activity. Bases 519 to 1181 code for a protein of 220 amino acids. Gene Ontology annotation, biological process: inflammatory response. Gene Ontology annotation, cellular component: extracellular region.
GGCUGCCUUGCAUUCUCAUGGAAAUUCUGGAAGUAGGAUAGGUUUGUUUUUCUGUGCUCUGACAUCUAACUGUGUUGAUUUAUCGUAUCUCGCUUAAGCCUACAACUGUAGCCUACAGUAUGAGGAUCACUGUGUCCAAUGACAGGCAAGCAGACAAACGUGCUCCAAUUUCUCUCUUUCGUAGGCGUCACUGCCCCAUUCCAGGCGAACUGUCAACAAACUCGGCAGGCUAUCUUAAAUCGAGGUCGGGAAGUGUUACUUUUCCCUGCUACUUUUUUAGCCAAAUGUUCGGUUCAUUGGUUCUCAGACCAUGGUCGGAGAAGCAGAACCGCGCAUGGGGGACAGAAUAUUCUCCCCUUUCUCGCUGACAGGCGGCCAAACUGCCAGACUUCUACGCAACGAAGGAUUCUGCAGUGAACCUUUAGGGCGUUUUUUCUCUGCCGAUUUUGGGAAUAUAGCCCUUGGUUUUUCUAUCCGCGCACGUGUCUAGCGUUUAUACUUGAAUCUCCUGACGUGGGAUGAUGCUAAACAGGACAUGUGCCGUGCUGCUGGUGGUUGUCACACUGAUUUGUCUCAACCAUUCCUCGGGAUCAAAAGGAGUUACCAAGGUGUCCAGAAAGGUGCCUCGCGCGCGCCCGUGCGUGGACAUACCCGAGGAGAUACUGGAGCAGAUGUUCGGGAGACUCUCGGUUGGAGUCCUCAAUGCCUUCCAUCACACACUACAGCUCGCACCCGUGGAGCGAAUGAACAUGUCAUGCCCAGCCGGCCGACGCUUGACUGUGGACAGAAAGUCGCGUAUACCAGUGAAUCUCCUUAGCAUUUCCCCCUGGGCAUACCGGAUCUCUAACGACCCAACGAGGUACCCACGCGUAAUUCCGGAGGCGUACUGCUUGUGCAAAGGAUGCCUACUCGGUCCAUCCGGCCAGGAGAACGAGCGCUUCCGCAGCACGCCCGUCUACAUGCCCUACGUGAUCCUGCGUCGCACGGGCACCUGUAUCGGUGGUCGUCACGCAUACACAGAAGCCUACAUCUCUGUGCCUGUUGGAUGCACCUGCGUACCGCUACUGGAGAAAGACAGGGCACCACCACAGAAGACCAACCAGAGUCUGGAAAGUGCCAAAGUAAAGCCAGGUCCAGGGCAGAAGACUUUCCAAACAAACCCCAUUCGGAGGAAUACCUGA